Messenger RNA from Elaeis guineensis (African oil palm), 1565 nucleotides. RefSeq lists its product as uncharacterized. Gene Ontology annotation, cellular component: nucleus. Gene Ontology annotation, biological process: rRNA processing. The record is from RefSeq and is a predicted model, not a curated record. NCBI's taxonomy places the organism in Eukaryota, Viridiplantae, Streptophyta, Magnoliopsida, Arecales, Arecaceae. Gene Ontology annotation, molecular function: nucleic acid binding; 3'-5' exonuclease activity.
CUAAAGCUUUCCAUAUAGAUUUCACUCCUGGAUCCUGCCGAGACCAACCUGAAGUGGUGAUGGUGAACCCAAUGAGGCUGGGUAUCCUCCAGAAUUAGCUCAAAUAUACGCUUUCCCUUAGCCUACCACCUAAUAUGGAUCUGGAUCCCCACCAGGAGCCUACCACAACCCGACGGCACAAAUGCUCGGCAUGCUACCAGCAAUUCAAGAAAAAAGAACAUCUUGUUGACCAUAUGCGAGUGUCAUAUCACUCCAUUCAUGAACCUAAAUGUGGUGUCUGCAAUAAGCACUGCAGAACACUAGCAUCAGUGAGGGAACAUCUUACAGGUCCACUGCCAAAGCGACACUGUGCAGAGAUUUUUGCUUCUAGGGGUUGUGAUCUUUGUCUGAACAUUCUUGACAGCCCCAAUGCUCUCAGACUACAUGAAGAGUUAUGUCGCUUGAGUCCUGCUUACCAUGGAAAUAUGACUAUGUGUAUUGUGGAGAAUUAUGCUCGAGCUGAAAUGGAUGUGCCCAGCUUAAGCAUGGGAAGCAAUGGUAACCAAGAUCCUGAAGUUGUUGCCAUGGACUGUGAGAUGGUUGGUGGGGGAAGUGAUGGGUCGCUUGAUCUCUGUGCACGUGUAUGCUUAAUUGAUGAAAAUGAAAAUGUGAUCUUCCACUCAUAUGUGAAGCCUAUAAUUCCUGUCACCAAUUUCAGAUUUGCAUUUGGAAAUUCUUUCAGAUUUGAAAUAACUGGUAUAACUGAAGACCAUUUGGUAGAUGGAAUGUCUCUCUUGGAAGUCAACAAGAAAAUUGAGAAGAUUUUGUAUAAUGGAGAAUCAAUUUCACGAGCCCGACUGGAAGGUGGAAAAGCUAGCAUUCUCGUAGGUCAUGACUUAGAUCAUGAUUUAGAUUGUUUGAAAAUGAAUUACCCUCUUCACUUGAUAAGGGAUACAGCCCAAUAUCGUCCCUUAAAGAGAACAAAUGAUUCAGUCGGCUUCUCACUGAAGUACCUCACUCAGACAUACUUAGGAUAUGAGAUCCAAAAUGGAACACAUGAUCCCUAUGAAGAUUGUGUUGCUGCAUUAAGGCUAUAUAAAAGGAUGCGAUCUCAGAUACACCAAACCGAGUUUCUAAUGUCAAACGAGAGCAAUGUAACUUUUCAUACUAGGACAAUUAAUUGUUUUGAUCCCUCAAGGUUGAAGGAACUUGUCAAGAUGUCUCCAGAUGAUCUGCUCAGCAUGUCAGUAGCUGAUUACAGGUGCUGGUGUCUGGAUAGAAGGCAAAACUCUUGACUCAGCAUUACACGUCCAGCUUGGAUGGAUGUUUUGGUUGCUCUAUAAAUAGUUAGGAUAAUGCUGGUUUUCCAUCUGUGCACACGCAAUGGUUUCAUGUAAAGAAGAAAGAAAUAGAGGUAGAAACCAUGUUAGUCCCUGUGGCAGGUUCCUAUUGUAAAUGAGUCAUUAAAGUUUCUAUGUGUUGUCUUGCUAUUUUGCAGGGAAAAAAUUAUGCUUUAAGGGUGAAAUAGAACGAUUAGAUACAUUCAUGCAUUAUUAGUAUAACAGAUUAAUUUUCUCCUUUCAAUA